Molecule: messenger RNA, 3993 nt
Organism: Anopheles aquasalis
Lineage: Eukaryota; Metazoa; Arthropoda; Insecta; Diptera; Culicidae
Product: oligodendrocyte-myelin glycoprotein
Molecular function (GO): protein binding
Source: RefSeq, a predicted model, not a curated record
AGCACGAGGAAACAUCGCCGACCGGGACCCGUCGGUCGCACGCGGCAUAAUAUUUCGGAGUUUGGACCGGCAUUGGCUCUAGCGCUGUUUUAGCGCUUCCUUGCUACUGCUGGUACUGCGUUGCCCCGCGGGGGUUGCUUUUGACUCCCGCUUUUAAGAGUGUCACCGGUCCUCCUCGAUCUAGCGAUGUCAUUCUGUGUCCUCAGCUGAAGGCACACAACACCAUCGGCCAGUGGUCUGGGAUGUCUCUCUUGACUUGAUGCUUGAUAAAGAGUGAAAUACCCGGCGCAGUUGUUGUUAUUGUACAGUGUUUGUGUGACAAUUGAAUCCGGUGACAGUGAAGAGGGAGAGAGAGAGAGAAGUGUGUCGUAUAAAUCCCCCCACAGUGUGAAUGUCAAACACGUCGAGCAAUACGGAAGUGAUUCGCUUGCGGCAGCGGCUUUCUUGAAGAGCCACAUUACCAUCUCCUAUUUGUGCUGUGCUGCUCUUUGUGUGUCUGCUGUGUAUAUACUAUGUUGUCUGUUCCGUGAUCGUUCUAUCUCCUAUGACCUAACGUAACAACAACAGAGAAAAAAAGUAAAAGUUCGUCCGCGAGAUAAUUUCGUCGAGACACGAUCGCACGCAUCGCUACGAGGGAACUUUGACCAGGACCAGGACCAGGACCAGGACACAUCCAGAACACCGCACCGAACGGACCAACAACAUCACACGAACCCGCCGGCCGAUCAAGAUGAAGCAAAGAGGAGUGAUACUCGAUUGGCUGGUCCCGGUGUUGCUACUGUCCGCCGUUUUGCUUCUAUCGACGAGCGUGACGGAAGGCAAAGAUAACUAUUAUGACGCCCAGGACGAUGGAACUGACCAGUACGCGGAAGAUGACGAUUACGACGACUACACGUACGUUGAGGAUGGCGGUGCAAAACCGAUGCGCACCGAUCUCGCUGGUGCUGACAAGGAUAAAUCGACCGCUACAGGAGCAACCAGCACCACUACCACCAUCCUCUCGACCGUAUUUGGACAGAUUGGACGGCUAAAGGACGAACCGCUAGUGUCCAACAUCUUCGGUACGCUCGAGCCCUAUGAACCGAUCAUUAAUAACGUGGCAGAAGAUGGUCCCAAAGGUGUCCAGUAUGGCUGUCCGAGUGGGUGCAACUGUACCGAGGGAACAAAGAACCUGAACUGUUCCCACCGUGGACUGACCGACAUUCCGGUCGAGCUACCACCGAACGUGGUGCGGCUCGAUCUAUCACACAACAACCUGAAGGUGCUGAAUGUGGAGGCGCUUCAAAACUGUACCGAGCUGCAGGCACUGCUGCUUGCCGGUAACGUCGUCGAGCAGUUCGACAAGGAACUGCUCAUCAAGCUGAACCGGUUGGCCCUUUUGGAUCUUUCUUCCAAUCAAUUGUCACAUCUGGCGAGCGAUAGCUUCAGCGAGGUGGGCCACUCACUUCGGCAGCUGCAUCUCAGCAACAACCCAUUGGUGUUUCCCGAUAGUGGACCGUUUCUGGAGCUACCGGAGCUAGAAGAGCUCCAUCUGGCCGGCUGUAACCUUACCGAGCUGCCAGAGGAAACGUUUAGCGAACUUGCCGGCCUGGCGGUGCUCGAUCUUAAUGGCAAUCAGUUCGAUGAGGAAAUGAACGUGAACGUGUUCGAGCCACUGGCGAAUCUGAUAAAGCUGCGGCUUCCUAGCCUGUCGGAGGAUACGGUGCGCGAGCUGUGCGAGAAGCUGCCAAGGAUCGAUGUGAUCGAUAUAACGUCGUACAACAUUAGCUGCUUCUAUCUGGCAUCGGAUACCUCUUUCGAGGAUAGCAUAAUCGUUGAUGAACCUAAAACAGAGCAACCAAUUAGCACUACCAAAGAACCAACAAGCCCCCGGUCAACGAGUGUUUCUCCUAUGCCACAGAAAAAUGUGAAUCUGAUACGCCAGGACCUUAAAUCGGGUUCCACCAACACUGACCGAUCGGCCAGAGAGCCAGAGCAAAACGUGAAAGCCAACAGUAGCAUGACGAAAUCAUCCUCCUCCUCCUCCUCGGGGCCACCAUCGUCCGCCUCGAUUUUGCACGAGGGUGCUGACGCUUCUUCGUCCGUCGACGGUGAUGAUGAGCGGAUGGUCAAGACGUCAACCACCGGAACCAACAGCCAGAAGCAAGGUGAAGGCGGCGAUGGCACUAAUGAUGGCGAGCAGAAGCAGUCACUGCUCUCGUCCAUAUCAUCCGAAACGAUGAAACAGGCCCUGAUGGGCAUCAUCGGUGCAGCGGUGAUAGUGCUCAUCGUCGGGCUAAUCUGUCGGCGCACCGGCAUGAAGAGUAAACUGUGCGGUACGAAGCGACGACCGGCGCCAACCGAUCAGGUGCGCCCAGCGGAAGAAAUACCACUUAACAAGGUCUAGAAGAGCGAUGCGAGAGGAUGCUAAGAAACGAAAAUGGAAGGGAAGAGUGUGUGCGUGCGACUGCGGUCCAAGAAUUUGAGAGAAGCAUAAUGGCACAUCAUAAUGUAUCUGGACGGACUGAUCUCUGACUGAUACUCUCUCUCUCUCUCUCUCUCUCGCUCUUGCUCUCGUUCUUUGUCUUGGCGUAUCGUAGAGCCAAAUAUUGAGCGAUCGGUCCAAGACAAGGAUGUGCACGAUAAUGGCACUUCCGCCCACCACGAUCAUGCAUGUGAUAUUACUUAAAAAGUAUUAGGUAACACAUCCUCUUCACCAAUAAGUUUCCCCUCGGCUUUGACGGGAGGGGGACACUAAAAGGGCUGGAGUAGGAAGCGGUGUGGGGGACACAUCUAGAAUACGAACUUGCCCCAAAAUCCCCUUAGUUCCUCCAGCUUACACUAGAGAGUUACAUAUUUUGUUUUUCGUUUUUCGGUGUUCGGUGUGUGUUUGGUUCCCUUCACUGCCACUAAUUAUGUCGUCCCGUCUUUAAGUUAGUUUAACUAUUCGCUCGCUUUCGUCCUUCUGUUUGUAAAUAUUUGUAUGAAAAAAUCGUCAGUCAAUGGUGUAAAGAGAAACGAAUUCAGCUUUUCGUUUCCGUUAUCCUAGCCAGCGAUUAACAACCGGAAAGAGGAAGAAUUAAUUUACAAAACUAUAGCUUCACUAUGCGCUUUAUGAGCAAACGGAACACAUCACAGCACAGAGAUACAGCACUACAAGUAGUAGAAGACGAAUAAUUGCUAACAAUUGCUGAGACCUUGACAAAACGAAGAUGACAAGAAUAUCGCUUUGCAGGUGCCCAUUUUUUCACUUUUUCGAUGCACAAUCGCGAUGAGAUAGUAGGAUGAAAUGAUUUACUGGGAGUAACCAUGGGUUACACAACCCGUACACAAGAUAUAAUACUGAAUCCAGAUCCCAGUGCACAUGGGUGUCACCGAGGUGGUAAAAAAGCAAUGAGAUAAAGCAACCAAAUAUUAUCAACACUAGCAUUGUGUGUUUUAAGGAAUCGAAAACUAAAGCAACGGAAAGCCUUGAUCCAGAUCCAGAACACAAAAACAUCCCAUUAGCAGAUAGAAAGACGAGACGUGUGUAGCGCACGGGGAGAGAAAUCAUCUUUUUUCAUCGCAAGUGCACAUUUAGUCACCCAGACUAGACUACGCCGCUCAUUAAAAAGCGUUAAUGGGCGCGAAACUGAAACCUUGCCAGAAUCAUUGUACGUAGCAGAGCUAACGAUUAGCCCAUCAUGCAGCUAGUAAUAGUAGCAUUAGUAGUAGUAGCAGUAGUGGUUGUAGCAUUAGCAGGAACUUUUGCUAAGACACAUUUGUUUUCCAUGAAAAAAAAACGGAACUGGGCCUUCAUUUGUAAGUUAGUUGGUAUGAAGGGAAGAAGUGGUGCGAUGAAACAUAAUUCCAUGGAGCCUGGAUGCUCUGUGGCAACCAAAAUUAUAACUAACCGACAUCCUCAUACGCACACCAAUUCAAGAGUACAGAGAAAUGGCGAUGUGGGGUGGUAUGCAUUUACAGUAAUAAAAAGGAGAGAAAACAAAUUGCGUUUCAGUACACAAAUCCAAGCUG